CCGGUAGUUCCAGUUCGUUUCAAUCAAAGAGCUAUGUUAAUUGAACCCGACCUUCGGGGAAACGUUGUAGUUUCAAUUAAUAACAACAAUAUAAUAUAAUAAACAUAUGGCUAGAGACGUCCGACACGCAUAUUAUGCACAAUUACUAAUCGGCACUGUGCAUCGCAUAUGAAUAACAAUGAUUUACAAGUCUCUCGCUUAUUUUUAACAGUUCCGGCGAAAAAGAAACGAUCAUUGUAAAUCGUUCUUAGUCACCUCCGCGUACGCCGUACAGUUGUUGUGCUCGUGUGAACACUUUAGUACAAUAUCAAUAAAUAUAGUUUAUUAAUUUGCGUCAACACUGUUCUGUUUAUGUGCAUACAGGCAUGAUGGAGGCGUUCGAGUCUAAAGAUAUUGUACUGCAAGUACAAAAAAAGUUUAUGAGCAAAGUCACCAAUAAAAGUGUCGUGAAAUUGUUUAUUGACGAUCGCAAUGCCAGUAUUUUGGACAACGUGUACAGGCUGGCAAAACUUUAUACUGGCAACAAGAGGGAUUCUGAAAAACUAACGAAAAACAUCAUUAAGAUAAUAGUGAAAAUAGGCAUACUUUCCAGAAACAAUCAGUUCAAUAAAAACGAACUGGCGCUGGCCGACGACUUUAAGUUGAAAUUCAAAGAGCUCACCAUGACAGCUGUGAGCUUCUACGAAAUCGAGUACAGCUACGACAGGAACUACUUGACCACGCACUUUUCGGUAUGCCGGGAAAUGCUUAAACAGCUCACCAAGAGACAUCUUACCGACAAAACAAUGACAAGAAUAGACAGGACGUUCGAGUUCUUUUCGGAUCCGUUGUUCUUAGAUGCGGUAUUCAAACGCGACAAACAUCUAACGGCAACCGUCGAGCUACUCGUAAACGGCUUAAAAGACCUGCUGGACAAAGAGUUCUAAGUAUACCGUUGACAAAAUAUAGACUGUGUUUUUCCAUCCACUAACUUUACACACAUAUAAUAGUGAUUAAAAAAUACCCAUGUCAAACGCAGUGUAACUGAACUGGAUAAUAAUUAUUAAGAGGGCGUCGCACCGGUGAUUUUCAGUGGUAAAAACACGUUUAAGCAGACUGAAAAUAACUUGCUUAAUUUUGGUUUUAGAGUAAAAGCACACAUUUUAAAAUUAAAAGAAAACAAUAUUCCGGAGGGCGAGACGGAGCGUUUUAAAAAAAAAAAUUAAUUUUUUGGAAAGUUACAGUCAUUUAAAAAUGUUAAAAUAGUCGUUAUUUCUAAACUAUGUAUUGAGCGUUAUACUUGGAAUAAUUAAAAAAGCGCACCGUCUCGCCUUCCAAAAUAUUGUUCUCUUUUAAUUUUAUAAUGGGUGCUUUUACUCUAAAUCCAAAAUUAAACGAGUUAUUUUCAGUCUGAUUAAACAAGUUGAGAUAAAAAAACAUUUUUAAAUCGCUUUCAAGGAUACUGUGAUAGUCCAAAAAAUAAAUCAACUACCAAAAAUAGAGUCAUAGUUAUUAAACUAAUAAUUACACAUCACAGUUUAACCUUAAAUUAAGAUUUUGUAGAAAAUUGCCUAUACUUUACUCUUUAAAAAUGGACGGUGCGACGCCCUCUUAAGAGUACGAUUAUUGUUACUUGUUAGUGUCAUCAUAUUAUUAUUGUUAUACGUUUCACGAAGAUGAUCGUACACGUGUCACCAAUCUCUAACCCAAGUUCGGACAACAGUCUAAAACUACAAUAAUUAGUUAAUACAUUUUUUUUUUUACUGUUUGCCCGACAAAUCCCCCCUCCUUCUUUUGAGCCACCACUUGCUCUUAAUAAUCCAGACGACUUACCUACCCACUUUAUAAUAACUAUGCGGUAAUGAAAAAUAAUUGUUUGCUUAAAACUACUAUACUUAUAGUUACCAAUAAAUACACUCGAUAGUGACCGUAUCGUCACUAUAUAUUAUAUAUUAUUAUGUAUAAUCGUAAAACCAUAUUUUAUACAUUGGUUAUGUAUAUCUACUUCUUAGAACACUAUCACGUUCGUGCGAAAACGAUUACCUAUUUAAGUAUCAUUUAAAUGUAUGUGAGUAAUGAUUUGUGAUUAUAAAGUAGAUACUCGAUAAUGUAGAACAUACCUGAGUUGUGGUUUCGCCAAACGUUGUAUAUAUUUAUAUUACUAAAAUAAGCGCAAUUGUUUAAUAAAAUAAUAAUGUAAAAUAUAGUUUAUUGUUUGCUACGGUAAUAUGACCAUCGAUUUUGUGUGCGUUGAAGCGCCAUAACAAAUAUGAAAUAGAUAAUACCACUAUUUUUCUAUGAAAUAUCACAAUAAACCAGUUCUUUGUAUUUAUGACAGUGUUGGGCAAAAUUUAAAUAAUAUAAUAAAUAAUAGAACAUAUUAUGACGAAUUAUAUAUUAAUAGACGAUUGAAAGAUAAUUUUUUAUUUGUAAAUUGUAAAUAAUACAAACUAUUUACAACUUAAUAAAGGA
Messenger RNA from Adelges cooleyi (spruce gall adelgid), 2451 nucleotides. RefSeq names its product tumor necrosis factor alpha-induced protein 8 (gene sigmar). The coding region runs from base 366 to 926 and encodes 186 amino acids. The record is from RefSeq and is a predicted model, not a curated record. NCBI's taxonomy places the organism in Eukaryota, Metazoa, Arthropoda, Insecta, Hemiptera, Adelgidae. The transcript has 3 exons. Gene Ontology annotation, cellular component: cytoplasm. Gene Ontology annotation, biological process: regulation of apoptotic process.